Molecule: messenger RNA, 2754 nt
Organism: Acipenser ruthenus (sterlet)
Lineage: Eukaryota; Metazoa; Chordata; Actinopteri; Acipenseriformes; Acipenseridae
Exons: 15
Coding region: 119-2152 (677 amino acids)
Source: RefSeq, a predicted model, not a curated record
CUUCACAGCAGCAAAACAUUUUGUCGAGACGGGAGAAAGUCAACAGAAUAGCUACAAAUGGUUUGUUUAAAAAACAUUCCUGUAGCCUAAAGAAGCACAUUUCUGCAGCGUUUCCUUAAUGAUGGAUAUGCACAAUGCUGACCAAGGCAAUGGAAAAAAUACAGUCGGGGAUGAGUUUCUGGACAGGAAUGUUGUGCUUUCUGACUAUAUCCAGCCAAACGAGGAAGCAGAUGAAAGGGAAGAAGUAGCACAGUGUGGACCCAACACCCUAGAGGCCAGCAGGAGUGGCCGACUGAGAAGGAAAAGAAACUCCUCUCCUGGAGUGGAAGCAGCUCCCAAAAGAAGACUCCCUGCUGGGAAGAAAGCCAUAGUAAAAGCAAGCAAAGUGACACGCAGAGACGCCGCCUUCUCCUGUGACCUGUGCAAGUCUCCUUUUGUCACUCACCCUGCUAGACGAGGGAGCAGGCCCAAAACCUCCACCUCCAGCCCCAGCCCACGAUACAGAGCUGACCCAGGGACGGGACUGACACGCACUCUCUGCAAUGCAUGUGGUCUGUCAUUUGAGAAGCCAAAGCGUGCUCCAGCCUCAGUCACCCCGAUAGACCCAGCUGAGCGGAGCAGGCAUGAGCAAGAACUGCAGGCCUUUUCUCAGUCCAUGGUGCAGUUGCUAGGAGACCAGGAUGCCAGAAGACUCUGCUGCCCAGUCUUUGCUAAGAAACCCUGUCUGUGCCUGCAGAGUUAUAUCAAAGGGGCAGGUGACAACAUGUUGGAAUAUCGCAGUCGAGCUCUGAGGGUCCUGUCUCUGCUAAAGGAAGCCAAAGAACUCGGCUCACAGAAGUGCUACGACCCCAGAGCAGAGCCGCAGGAUGGCAAGAGCAAAAAGAGGCAGAUUGGACUGGGUAAUGGGCAGCGGAAGUCCCAGGAGUUUGCAGACUUCGUGCUGACAAACAGGAAGGUGCUGCGAGAGGAGCUGAAGCUGUGUGAGCGAGCCACCCAGAGGAUCCUGGGAUACUCCAACAACUUCCUCCACAAGAGACUCAAAACAGACCCCCAGGGAAGAGAAAGAGUACAGAGGACAAAAGGCAAAAGUGCUCUGGGUCUCCUGAAGCCAAUUCUAGACCUCAGUAAAGAAAGAUGCUGUAUGGACAACUGUGUUGUUAUGGCUCACUCCUAUGGGCGCUUACUCCAGCUCUGGAGGGAGAGGGCCCAGACAGGGCAGGCUGAAGCACGUAGAGUCCUGGCUGAAAUGUUGACCCCUUCAGGGGGUGGGAGGUGUAACUGUUACAGGUUUAUUAUGUGGGUGACUGGCUGCAGUCAGAGCACCAUCAGCAAGGUCAGUGAGCAGAUGAAGAAGACAGGGGGCGACAGAGAGCCACCGCCGCAUGGACUGAAAAAGUGGAUCAAGGAGAACCCAAGACGCAAGAAGGCGGUCACACCAGCAGUCAUUACGAGCACAGCCUCCGCUCCUGACAGUGUCCUGCCUGCGUUCACUCCAACACAUGGAAUAGCCUCUUCCAGUAUCGUGGAGGCAUCAACCAGUUUAAACCUGAGGUCUCAAACUACAACAGUGUACAGUCUAGCUGCAGACAACGCUAUAGGCAGCAGUGCUGACACUGGGAAUGACAGCAUACUUCUCAGCGCUUUCACAGGCAGCACAGCCGUCACCUUCCAUAAGUCUCCACUCCAGGACCCCACCAUGAGUUUUACUCAGACUCGGAGCCAGGUAAUGGCAGUUGCCUCCUUGCCUCCUAGCUUGCUGGUUCAGGCUGAGCCUUCCCUGUGCAAAACACUUCUCUCAGAUCUCCCACAGUCUCUCAGCACCCUGUCCACCUGCAGCCUGAUUAGUGGGGACAAUCAACUCAUUAUGCAGAAUGAAGGUGAAGAACUGGAGAAGCUGCCUCCGGGGGCUCUAGUGUCCCUGACUCCCCUGCAGGACCCCCCUCCGAUGCUGGACACGACUGGCCCUGUGCCUUUGCUCCAGGCCCACUCCUUGGGGUUCUCUCAGCUACCCAGUGACUCUAUUCCUGUGACCAAUCAGAACUCUGGAGGCGCAAAUGAGGCUCUGAAACAGCCAAUAAGCAACGAGUACCAGCACUCAUUGCAGCUCAUAGAAUCUUCUGAAGAAGAUCACACUGUCCUUUGGGCCCCUUGAUGAUCAUCUACAUGCUGUAAAAGCACAAAAUAUUGAAACCUUGAAUUCUGUAAAAGACUGCCAAGAUAUUGGAUGAAGAAUUCUCAUUGAUUGCUCUAAAGAUUUGGUUGAGUGAAUCGGGUGAUGUGAUCAGGUGGCCUGUGCCUUUAUAAAAAGUCCAGGGUUUAGUCAGGCAAGGAGAAGAGGCCAUGAAAAUGAAGCCACUGUGGCUUGAACAGUGUGUAUUGAGCUGCUGGAGCCUAAACUUCUCUAUCUAGUCAUCUACCCUAGAUUGGAAAGGUGAACUGCCAUGGAGCUGAUGAUUAGAACUGGACUAGAAAGUGCACUGAUAAGAGUUUGUGUCUUGUACCAUUUCUCAGUGUCAAAGCCAUGUCACGUAAGAAAGCACCAGACCGAGAGAAACUUCUUGCCUUUGUGGCCCAAGAUUACAAAUGGAAAGGACGGAUGGAGGACUUGAGCUGGGAAAGCAAUACCUUUGUGACGUCUUGCAGAAGAAAUGGGAACAGAAACACAGAUAUUGCACGUGUAUAGUGCAUUUCUGGAAACGUUGGUUUGCUAUUUAAUUGUAACUUUAUAUUAAAGAACUUCAUCCCUGAGACAAA